This is a messenger RNA of Cyclocybe aegerita, 618 nucleotides long. NCBI's taxonomy places the organism in Eukaryota, Fungi, Basidiomycota, Agaricomycetes, Agaricales, Hemipholiotaceae. The record is from the annotation of a GenBank genome assembly.
AUGGCCGACUCCGUCCAGCACUGGCGCGUCUCCUACAACGACAUCCACAACCUCAUCCGCAAAUCAACCCCAACAAUUGCUGCCCAGUUCAACCCGGACCUCUUGAUCGCAAUCGGCGGGGGAGGUUUCUUCCCCGCUCGGGUAAUGCGAACUUUCUUGCGCGAGCAAACCACUAAGAAGGCUCUCCAAAUUCAAGCGAUUGGGCUUUCACUUUAUGAACCCGUCGAGGGAACAUCCGAGGAGACACUUGGAAGCGAGGUCAUCCGGACACAGUGGCUAGGCCCUGAAUCCGGAAAACUUCUCCUCGGGAAACGUAACCUCAUCGUUGACGAGGUCGAUGACACCCGCAAAACCCUUCAUUACGCCCUCUCUGAACUGAAGAAAGACGUCGAGGCUGAGCUUCUUUCUUAUCCCGAGGCAGAACGCGAUGCAUUGCGCUCCGCCACACAAUUCGCUGUUUUCGUGGUUCACAAUAAACUGAAACCAAAGCUCGCCGAACUACCUUCAGGGAUCCUUUACUUUGCAGGAGAGGAAGUUGGAGAUCUCUGGCUCGACUAUCCUUGGGAAGCGACGGAUAUUGAAGCACACGAUCUGCUUGCUUCCCAAGACAGAAAGUGA